Penicillium digitatum Pd1 is the source of this 1335-nucleotide messenger RNA. RefSeq lists its product as uncharacterized. NCBI's taxonomy places the organism in Eukaryota, Fungi, Ascomycota, Eurotiomycetes, Eurotiales, Aspergillaceae. The record is from RefSeq and is a predicted model, not a curated record.
AUGGAUAAAGCAGCAGCCAGCUUCCGCGCACAGUGGGUCAAUCCAUCAGACUUAUUCUCAAUCCUCUUAAUUAUUGGCGGAGAUGUGAUUGGCCUCGCUCUGGCAGCCCUCUCCGGUGGCCCUAUCACCCCCGUCACCUUCUCUUUUGGAUGGGUGUCGUACGCUAUCUCAGCGUUACUCACUGCUCAGAGCGAGGACCGCCUGAUGCCUCCGAGUCCUGACUCUUCGCUCCGACUGAUCAACAUAAGCACGGGGUAUACGCGGUUCAACCGAUCCUGGACUUUAGGGCGGGUGUUUCAGAAUUAUGAAUACUGGAUGCCGGCAGAAGUGGAAAACCAUCUACAGAACCACCCGGUUUUGUACCAAGAUGAGGAGUCCGGGGUCGUAGACAAAGACACCUCGGGGAAGCUCACGGUACCGACAGAAACAUCUUCCGAUUCUCGCAGAUUUGUGAGCCCUCACCAGGCACGCCUUUGCGUCGCUGUUUACGAGUGGGCGCUGGAUGGACGUUAUCCUGUGGCCAAACCUGGUUAUGACUGGGUGCAUUGGCUAGGAAUCAUCGUGACAGUGCUUCAACUAGGCAUCAGUGCGAUCCCGUUCGCUCUCCACGGAGACUGGAGUAUCUUUCUGGUGACGGCGGCCGGGACAAUUCUGGCCUAUGCGUCUGGCGCGCUGCCGCAGUGGCGGAAGGAGAAAUGGGCGUGUCGAACGUUGGACAAGCGCAAAGACAUCGCGUUGACGCUUGGUAAUGGCACGCAGCAUGUGAUCGUGGUGCAGGGGGCGAAGGGCGGGUUGGAUUUGGAAGACAUGGCGGGGGGACAGUUACCGCGCGACGAGGAGGGGCGGGCACGUCGGGGUCCGUUGAUGCGACUGAUGACCCCUAGCAAUACUACGCGCAUGAUGGCAUUCCUGUUAACGGUACUGUGGCUCAUGCUUCUUCUUAGCAGCACAGGAAUCAAAGAUCAUGCGUGGUAUCUACUUGCGGUGGGUGGUAUUGGCAUGAUGCAGAAUCUCAUCACGGCUGGGGCUCCGCGUCAGCCGGAGAUGUUGGGAAUACCGAUUCGGCUAGCCAUGCGUUUGAAGUCAGGAAACGAAGCAAGUCCGAUACCAAUGGUUUUCGCCGAAUUCAAAGUCAUGCAUACGCUGAUGGAGCUCGAGUUGGACUUCAAGGGGGCUGGCCGAGCUCUGCUUCCAGAGUUCUUCCCUGGAGGCAGUCUACAAUCGUGGGAAGAAAAAUGGUGGUCUAGCAAUGAACCGGACGUACGACGCCAGCUACUACGGGCGGCGAAAGAAAAGGAAUUUCAUAAACAAAUGUGCAGGACGCAGGCUGAGUGA